This is a messenger RNA of Apis cerana (Asiatic honeybee), 4747 nucleotides long. Its product is annotated as prohormone-4. Lineage: Eukaryota; Metazoa; Arthropoda; Insecta; Hymenoptera; Apidae. The record is from RefSeq and is a predicted model, not a curated record. Gene Ontology annotation, molecular function: protein binding.
CACGGCUGAAAGGAGUGGGGUCUUUACGUAUUUGACAUGUAGUAUGUGAUAAGUACGCAGGUGUAUUCACAGUGCUUGUAUAUCGCGUCACGCGUUAGCCACUCGGUGUCAAACGGAGACGAUAGGUGGCUGUGAAAACGAAAAAAAAAAUUAUAAAAGUGAAAAAGUAGAAACGAGGAAACCAUAUGUGUAUAUUUGUUUAAAAAAACAGUGUCAGCAAUUAUCACUAUAAUAUAAUAUUCAGCAAAGAACUCAGAAAUUAUAUUCUUUGAUAUUAUUGAUAGAGGGUAGUUCUGUGUUCUUAUAUUGUAGAGAAAAUCUCGAAGUGCGCGUGAAACUUGCCUUCUUGAAAGAUCAAUUUAAUUAUCUAUUGACUAAGAAUGGUUCAGAGACUUUACACUAGUGUAGCUGCGCUUAGCCUCGCCCUAAGUGCUUGCGUUUUUUUUCCGCGUGCUGUCAUGGCGAUCGACUUAAGUCGAUUUUAUGGUCAUUUCAACACUAAACGUUCAGGAGAUGCUUGUCGUCCAUAUGAGCCAUUCAAAUGUCCAGGAGACGAUACAUGCAUUUCGAUUCAAUAUCUGUGUGACGGAGCUCCCGAUUGUCAAGAUGGAUAUGAUGAAGAUUCGCGAUUAUGUACAGCUGCGAAAAGACCACCAGUAGAGGAAACUGCUAGUUUUCUACAGUCAUUGUUGGCAAGUCAUGGUCCAAACUAUCUUGAGAAAUUGUUCGGGACUAAAGCGCGGGAUACUUUAAAACCUCUUGGUGGAGUGAAUACAGUUGCUAUAGCGCUUUCCGAAUCUCAGACGAUCGAGGAUUUUGGUGCAGCCUUGCAUUUGUUACGUACAGAUUUGGAACAUUUGCGCUCCGUAUUUAUGGCAGUGGAAAAUGGCGAUCUAGGCAUGUUGAAAUCAAUAGGUAUUAAAGAUUCUGAAUUGGGAGACGUGAAAUUUUUCCUUGAAAAGCUCGUGAAAACUGGUUUUCUCGACUGAAUAAGCUUUUUUUUAAAUGUAGGGACUAUAACGUAUAUACAUUGGCUGUAUCGUGUUAUAAUCGCACUAUCAUAUUUCUAGAAAGAUUGUUAGAAGAUUCUUUGACUAAUUUUUCCAAAAUGAUCACCUCUUUUUUUUUCAUUUUAUUAUUCUUUCUCUUUCUUCAUUUCUACUUUCCUUUUCGCUCCUUUCAAUAUUUUCUUACCAUUGUUUGUUUUUAAAAAAAUACAUCGAGCGAGUACCGAGAUAAGUUGAGAGAUAUCUAUUGCUAUCGAGAGGGGGAGUACUGGAUGUUUAAACUUUUUCUAAAUGUCAAGGUUAAUGCUUGUAUAUCUGUUUUUACAUCAUCACUUACUUUCGCGCUGCAAUAGGCAUGUGAUUUACUUCAAUAAAAAAUUAUAUUUUGUGAUAUUAUACAUUUUGAAAAUUGAAAUUUUGUAAAAAUGAAAAACAUAAUUGAUAAAAAUUUUUUGAUAAUGAUGAACAAUUAUAUGUAGUUAUAACUAUUAAAUUAAUUAAUUAUAUUUUAUUGGAAUAUUCAAUUAAAAUUAAACUAUGAAUAUAUAUAUUAAUUAUAAUAUAGUCUAUAUGAUCAAUAUAUUAAUUAACUAUUUGAUUAAUACUAAGUUAAGUUUUUCUGUGAUUAAACUGUAACAUGCAAUCAUUAGAAACACGGAAAGAAAGAAUUCUUUAUUGAAUAAAUUAUUUUUAAUUAUUUUUAACAUUAUUUACAUAUUUUAAUUAAUAAUUUUAGAUAAAAAUUGAAAGAAAUGUUAUAUUUAGAUUGAAUUCUGAUUCUUGAAUCAAUUUUUGAAUUGAUCGAUAAUUAGUAAAUCGAAGUAAUUCAUUAUUUAUUGAUCUCUGAUUUUUUAAAUUAAUGCUUAAUGCAGCGUAUAAAAAAGCGUAAAUAUAUCAAUAUUUGAUGUUAAAUUAAAUUUUAUUAUCAUCAGACUCCCAUUCUACUCGUAUUUUAUUAUAUUACCGAAGCUGUGCUUUGGUUUUUCUAUAAUUUUUAAUAUUCGUAAUGUUCGAAAAUACGUGCAUAUGUAAAUUUAUGUAUAAGAAAAAAUCUAUCUUGCAGUUUCAAACACUGAAUACUGCAUGUGUUUUUCAUUACAGAAUUAUUGUAUACAAUAUACGUAUAUAUACGUAUAUAGUAUAUAUAAGUAUAUAUACAUAUAUACACUUAUACAUCUAUUGCACUUUUACAUGCUUGUAAAACUAAAUAAUUACUGCUGGUACAGUACCGUAUGUAAAGGUCCUUCUACGAAUUUCAGUUUCUCGUCGUAUCGAAGUUGAAUUGUUUCUAGAUUUUACACCAGUAUUUCGUUGACUAAUAUUUAAUUUAGGUUAAACAUAUUUCAUGAAAUAUCAUAAAAUAUACAAUUAUCUAUAAUUAAAUAAGUGAAAGACAAUCAGAUAAAUUUCAGAUAAGUCUUCUUCCAUUAUAUGUUUAAAAUAAAUUAUUUUAAUAUUUAAAACACAAGAUAAAUGAUUAAAGAAUAUUUAGAAUCUAUAAAUAUCUAUUGUUGUAUAGAUUGCAGCUAUUAUUGCUUUUUUUUGAACGAAAUACUCGUAUGUAUUAUUCCUCAUCGAUACACAUCAAACAGAAAUACGUAGAUAAACCAGUUUCAUGUGUAGUUCCUUCUCGUCAAACUGCUCGUUAUAAUUUAAUUGUAAUAUUUUGUAAAAGACUUACCUUGAUAUAUUCUUUCGUUAUUCAUUAUAUUCGUUAAGAUAAGAAGAUCAAUGCAAGUCUUUGAUAAUCUUUGGAUCGAUCAUUCUACAAUAUAAUUGUUUUCACUAAAAUAUUAUUGGAACAAAUUUUUAUUCAAGUAAAAAAAAAGAACGAUGGAAGAGAUAUAAAAAGAACAUCUCAAUUAAUUUAUAUAAUUUUUUGUUUACUUUUCUGUUAAUUUAAAUUUGAAACACAUUAUAGUAAAAUUAUUUAUAUAGUUUAAAUUUCUUGCUAUGCAACUGAUUAACUUUAAUCCAAUAUAAAUAUACGAAUCAUUUAUAUAUAUAUAAAUGCAAAUAUACAUUUACGUAUACGUACAUACUUAUAUACGUAUAUGUAUAUAAAAAACAUAUAUACAUAUGUCUAUUUUAAACACGAGAAGUGAAGCAGGUACAAAUCGAGCAUAGUAUCGCGUUCCUUCAGGGUAUAUGUUCUUUACUUAAGAAGACGAUGGUAACGAUGAUAAUGACAAUGAAAAAGCAAGUAUAUAACGCUAUAAUGUAUUAAUAUUUUCAUUAUGAUAAUGCAACAUAACAUAUCAAUAUAAAUACAUAUCAAUAAUUUAAUCUAAUUUGGAGAUGAGUGUCGAAUACUCUCUCUAGCAGUUAGUUCUCCAUUUUAAUUUUUAAAAGUUAAACAAUGUUCAUAGUUUUCACAAAUUUGGAAACUAUAAUAAUAUAUUAAUUGUAUCAAAUACAAAAUGGAGAACAAAUAAUCAGCUCUGCUUUAGAGAGACUUCAGUAUAAUGAUGAAGUGCAUCUCUAUUUAUUAAGCGUAAUAUCUUCUAGUCAAUCAAUGAUAUAUCUUCUAAUUAAUAAGUCUAUACAUAUAUAAUUACAUAUCAACAAAGGAGUCACUUUUAUCAGAUAGAAAAUAUAUUAUUUUGAUAUAUAAAACAAAAGUGAAGAAAAAAUGACAAAAAGAGAGAUGCAAUGUUCCCUCUAGAUGUCAAUUACGGUUCAAUGUAGGGCCUGAACCGAAGACAGAAUCCUGAGGGAAAUUCCUAUAAGCUUUAAGAAAAGCUUCUUCUUUUUAAAGGAUUAAGACGAACCGAAUCUCCGCCUCGAAAACGUCUUGAUUCUUUUUAAUCUCCUCAUCUUCUUCUACUUUUCUCUUUUAUCCCCAAUUUUAAUGUGUUAUAUUUAAGAUAGUAUAUCAUUCAUCUCUGGUGGCAAUUAAAAUUAAUGAAUCUAGACGCGUACAAUGUGCGGCGCAGUACAUUUUCAUUGUUUUUAAACGACAGAUUCUAAGAUGCUUGUAUACGCCGCAUGUUUUUUUUUUUUAAUCUUUAUUAUAAUUGUCUUUCAUUUUUUUAUUUCAUUUAAAUUAAAAUCAAUUUAUCAUUUCUUUUAUGAAUUAUAAGAAUUAGAUAUAUUUGUUAUAGCAUCUAUGAUAUUUUUAUUAAUUAAUACACUGUACAAGAUUUAUAAAGACAGAAAUUAAAAUAAAAAACAAUAAUUUUAGUUGAAUGUGGAAUUUAUUUUAUUUAAUAAAGCAUUAUAAAAAUUAUAAUAAUUGUAAUAGAACAUCUAUAUAAUCCGUCCAUAGCAUUCAACUAAAAGGAUUAUUAUUUGAAAUAAAAUAAAAAAAAAUACAAUUUUCAAUUUGUAUUAAAUAUUUAAAAAAUAAUUUUUUUUUAUUAUAUAAAAAAUAUUAUAUUAUUUAUUUAAUCUAUUACAGCGUGUACGAGCAUUAUACACAUAUUUCUGUCAAUUGAUGAGGUGUACAGCGUAUAUAUAUAUAUAUACGUAUAAGCACUUUUAACUAUCUUAGUUAUCAACAUUUAAAUAGUGUGGUAAUGUAAUAAAAAAAUAACACACCAUUGUAUCUAUAUUACUUUCAACUUUUGAUUGUUCUACUGCCAAAGCAUUCUUAUUAUACGGCAACUGCGACGUACCCGUACAUUUGUAAGCAAUCUUGCUUCUUAAAAUUUUGUACUUCUAUCAACUAAAACAAAAUACAAUGUUCUUGGAAAUAAGUUCAACGCGCGAAUCAUUAAAUAAAUGUUUCUUCAGUUUUA